Molecule: messenger RNA, 1824 nt
Organism: Hevea brasiliensis (rubber tree)
Lineage: Eukaryota; Viridiplantae; Streptophyta; Magnoliopsida; Malpighiales; Euphorbiaceae
Exons: 6
Coding region: 350-1615 (421 amino acids)
Cellular component (GO): cytoplasm
Molecular function (GO): ubiquitin protein ligase activity; zinc ion binding
Source: RefSeq, a predicted model, not a curated record
UUAACAAGGCAAAUCCAAAACAACUUCAUGAAUUUGGAGGGAACGGGCCAUGAAUAUUAUUACUUGACGCAGCCACUAAAACAAUCCUGGCGGGAAAAUGUCCGUGCAGUCCUUUCACUCUCGUAUGAAACCCUAAGUACACCUUUUUAUCUCCCAAACGCUUCCUAUUUACUCCCUCUCUCUCAUUUCAAAAAUUCUAUCUUCCUCGAUUCAAUUAGAUCUCAGACUCUUAACCACUCUCCAAAUGACCUGGAAAACGGUUUAAUCAAUUAUUUCUGGUACGGAGCUUAAAGUUUCGAUUUUGUGGGCUUUCUGGUGUUAAUAGUUAAUUUAUUGUUUCUGUUAAAAAAUGGAUGGAGCUUUUGAGGACGAUAAUGAGCAGACCAUAACCAUCAAUGAGUAUCUUAACAAGGUCGAAGCUGAGGAGUUGGAAGCCGAUUUGGUUUUGGGUGGAGAUGAGGGCAAGGAGUGCACCUAUACUAUGGGCUAUAUGAAGAGGCAAGCAAUUUUCUCAUGCCUGACUUGCACUCCCGAUGGAAGUGCUGGAGUUUGCACUGCUUGCAGCUUGUCUUGUCAUGAUGGCCAUGAGAUUGUGGAGUUAUGGACCAAGAGAAAUUUUCGUUGUGACUGUGGAAAUUCAAAAUUUGGGGAGUUCUUCUGCAAGCUCUUUCCAAAGAAGGAUGUAGAAAAUGCAGAGAAUUCAUAUAAUCAUAACUUUAAAGGCUUAUACUGCACUUGUGGGCGGCCUUAUCCUGAUCCAGAUGUUGAAGAACAGGAAGAGAUGAUACAGUGCAUUAUGUGUGAGGACUGGUUUCAUGAGGAACAUCUUGGUCUUGAGUCUUCCAAUGAGAUCCCAAGAGAUGAGGAAGGAGAGCCUCUGUACGAGGAUUUCAUAUGCAAGACAUGCUCAGCAAUUUGUUCUUUUCUGAUACUAUAUCCUCAGACUAUAUGGGCAGCGGGGGGGAAGAGAGGUGAUGCUACUGUAAGUAAUAGUAAGGAUAAAAAUGUGUUAGAAGACACAUCUUCAGCUUGUGGAUCUAGAAAUCUUAAGAAUGAUGCUUGUUCUCCUUGUUCUUCUGGAGAUAAUAAUGCAAUGGCUAAUGCUAAUGGUGAUUCUGUGCCUGUUGCGGAGGCAUCUGUUAUUGGAGAGAGCUCUGAGAAGAAUAUCAGUUCAAAUCAAAGCACAAAGGAUGCUAACCUUCAGAGUACUUGUGUUCUGGGAGUUGAUACUGUUAAUCUGCCUGUUUUAGAAAGUAAACCACUGUUUCUUUCCAAAAAUUGGAGGGAUGUCCUUUGCAGAUGUGAAAAAUGCUUAGAUAUGUACAAUCAGAAGCACAUUAGUUAUCUGCUUGACAAUGAGGACUCAAUUGCUGAGUAUGAGAAAAUGGCAAAGCAGAAGAGGGAAGAAAAAUUGCAGAAGCAGGAGGGUGCUGAGCUGAGCUUUUUCAAUAAACUGGGUCAUGUAGAGAAGAUGGAGAUAUUGAGUGGCAUCGCGGACUUUAAGGAGGAGUUUCGUACUUUUCUGGAUUCAUUUGACACAUCAAAGACAAUCACAUCUUCUGAUGUUCACCAGAUAUUUGAAAAUCUUGCAAAGAAGCGCCGGCGUGUGGAGUGAGUUGUUUAUUAGUUUCUCAUGUUUGAUAUGUGAUAUCUACUUUAUUUGGUCUUGGAGCUGAAAUCUGAAUCUAAAUCUAGAUCAUUUAGAAAACAUGCAAAGGCUGUCUGUUUCUAAGUCAGAACGUUCUAGUAGUAUGAACCAUCUUGCCUUGUAGAAUUCUGUGUUUGUUCAUCUUAAAUUUAAAUUAAAACUUUCGUGUUUAUGCA